Molecule: messenger RNA, 14053 nt
Organism: Paramuricea clavata
Lineage: Eukaryota; Metazoa; Cnidaria; Anthozoa; Malacalcyonacea; Plexauridae
Source: the annotation of a GenBank genome assembly
GCCAAAUUGAUAAAACGUCAAAACGAAGCUAUUAGUAGUAAAAACGAAGAGAAUAUUUGCUGCUAUAAAAUUGUUUUUCACCAGCUUUUGUUUUCAUAGAAAUUCUAUCGCUAUUUGGCUUUCUUAAGAACAUGCAAUUGACAGUUGGAUAACGAACUAAUUUAAUUAAUAUGGCAAGAAACUAAGCCGCUCAGAAUGAGUGAAUGGCGACAUAGUCGAUCACCUGCAUCACCACACAACAACAGAAAGUUUAGAAGAAGUAGAUCUCGAUCAAGAAGUAAUGAACGAAGUCAUCAUCGGAAUGGAUUCGAGUAAGUAAUACAGUUCCCAGAGUAUGUAAUAUAUAGAAUCAUGGUUUAUUUAAUAGACCUAGAUUGGCUAGAUAGAAAUAGAAUCAAUGUCCAAUGUCAAUUUUAUUUGAAAUUGAUGACCAAUCAGCGACUGGUAUCGUUGUGAGUUGCGACCUUCCUUGAUUGAUUGUCGAUAGGUUGAUUGCACUUCAUGGUGGCCAUGUUCCAGAAAAGGUCCACCCUGCCCCCAACUCCCCAAGGAGGAAAUUACUGCAAUCCGGAUGGGGAGGGGAGAAAAAUUUGAUUCUGAUAAUGGUAUAAAGUGUAUUAAUAGGACAAUUGAAGGGUGUAGGGGGUUAAUUUCCUCCCUAGGAGAGGCAUGGAUGUUUUCUGGAGUGACCCACUGCCACGGAUAUGCCAAAUUAUUACCUCCACCGGAAAGUAAUGUUUUCAUCCUCAUUUGUAUGUGUGCCAGACUGGAAAGUUUGUAUUGGGUGGCGGAGAUCUCUAACUUACUGAUAAACAGGAAAAACCUAACAGAUUUAUGGCUUUGUCAUUCACUUCUGCCAUUGAGCGGUUUUGUUUCAAAUAUUGCAUGUGUAACUAGAUUAUGUUCAUUGUACAUUGAUUGUUUCUUGUGUGAUCUACUGUUUUAUAUUGUUUUCUUAUUUGGAUUUUUACAGGGGUGGAUUUAUAGGGGGGUGCACAGGGGUGUGCACACCUGUUGGCUUGGUGAUACCCUGGGUGCAAAAAAUCAAAUUCACAAAUAUGGUAUAAUUUCCAAGGUUUUUUCUUUUUGAAGUCAAACUGAAGCUCAUAAUUCAAUGCCCAUAUUGCAGGAAAUGGCAUUUCUAGGGUUCUAAUUUUCAAAAUUUUGCCAACAUAUUUUGACAUGAGCUAAAAAAUUAACAUUAAUCAACAUACUAGCUAGCUAGUAUACCUUACGCACUAAUGACGAUAACAAGAAUUUAUUCCGCUCCCAAUGUCAUUAAUUUUCCUCCGUCCUACAAAAGGAAUGGCUUUUAUCCAGAAGGAAGGGCGUCCAGGGAUGCCCUAGAACGACGGGGAAAGGGAAAUUAUUUUCAAUUAUUUCCGUAAGUAUAUUAAUAAUAUAUCUGAAACAAAAUAGCUUCAAUUCUCAUUAUUAUUAUACAUUUGACAUUUUGAUAAAUUUGAUGGUGUACCUGGCUGAAUGAAAAUGUCAUAAUUAAGUAAUGAAGCAUAGCGUCACAAAGCCAAGUGUUUUAACAAUUUUGAAUGAGCUUGGAACAGAUACUGACAUGAAGUAACGUAAACUUCAAAUGUUUUCCAGAGGAACAUUUUCUCUAACCCCCCCCCUGCCCCACUUUACUGUGGAUGUAUUGUUAUACCAAAAUUGGACGCCCUCUUUUAGGACCCUGGCUAAAAGGAGCAACACUCUUGAAAGUGUGUUGAUGGAUGAGCCUUGUGAUGCUAAUGACUCCUGUAGAACCUGGAAAAAGCAUAUGCACAAAUUUGGCACAUCCAGGUCUUAAUUGAACGGAGCUUUUCACAUUUCACCUUUUGCUAGUUGCAUUAUGUAAUCUACUAGGUGGCCCCAAAAAAGUACUCCUCUUUGAUUCAGCAUAACUUAAAAAGCAAAAGAGCUCUAUAUAAUAAUAAUAUAAUAAUAAUAAUAAUAAUAAUAAUAAUAAUAAUAACUUCUUUAUUUAAACUGGUAAAAACCGAUCAGCUAACAAAAUAUCAGCUGGUAUAAACCGAUGAUUUUCACGCUCACACUUAAACAAUUCUGUAAUGUCCAACUUAAAUUUUGGUAUAUACCAUGUCGCAUUUCGCAAACUCGCAAAGAAAUAGAAUUUUGGGUGGAAUUAUAAUCGUUUUUAAGUACAAUUUAACAACAAUAUUUUCAAAAUAUAUGGUCUUUCAUCACAUGUACAAAGAACUGAAUUUAUUAUUGUAUAUUUUUGUCAAUUUGAGAGACUUUUGAUUCGUGAUUUUGAAUUUUUAUGAAAUUGCGUUCGUGAAAAAUGAAAAUGGAUUCGUGAUUCACGAAUCACGAACCGUUAUUUCGAACCCUGCAGCAUGCUGUUACAAUUGCCUCAUGAAGCUCCCUCAAAUUAUUUGGUCGUUGAUCAUGAGGCACAUUCCAAAUUUGAUGCUUCUGGUAGCCCCAAAGAAAAAAAUCCUGCACCGUCAGGUCAGGAGAACGAGGGGGCCAAGCAUGGCUCGAAUUUUAUCACGGCAAUUGCCGUAGAGGGAGAACAAAAUGCCGUGGAUCAUUGCGGCAACGACGGCAACUUUUUGCUGUAUAGUGUAAUUUUUAUACUAUUACUAUUUUGAUACUUGAAUUCAGAUGUUGGUCAAAUCAUGCGUAAAUCACUAUUUUAGUCUCAGUUUUCACUAAAGAAAUACGUAGACAUUUUCUAGCUUGUCAAAAAUCCAAGGUUACAAUAAAAUUAAAGUUUUAUUACAGUAAUUUGAAAAAAUGCCGUGGAAACUGUCAAAAUUGCCGUAGACAGCUGUUACGUUCUACGGCAAUUUUUAACGCCAUUCCGUUGAUUGAUUUCAGGGAAUUUCGAGGCCUGGGGCCAAGGCCAAUCACCCCGUUUACUCAUCAGUCGGCCAGGAAAUCGCCCCCGAAGAUAUCGCAUAGUUGCGUUACUCGUAUGGCAUGGAGCUCCGUCUUGUUGCCACCACAUGGAAUUUCUAUGGAUGUUGUGAGCGUGAAAGUCUGAAUCACGUUAUAGCGUAUGACACGGAUGUACUCUCUUGUGUCCAGGUUUCUUUUCACAACGUGUAGACCACUGGUGUAGACCCAGAACAACGCCUUGCCUCGGCAACCCAACCCAAACCAUUGUUUGCUUUGCACCUUGCAAAAAUUCAACGUCAUGAUCCUGUGAGUAGCAUGGGUGCCCAUGCAUCGCCACGCGCUGCGUAUUUUCUAAUGUUCCUCGAAUUUAUUUCCGAAUUUAUUUCCGGCUUCAUCUGACACUACUAACGGCUUGUCAAGAAAAUCAGGAAUCCGGGCGACCGUAUUCACAGUCAGUUGCAGAAUGCCAGUCGUUGUACUGGUCGGCUUCUCUUAACUUUUGCCUUCAAAUUAACACGUACGGAUGAAAUUUAAUAUCGAUUUUCACUCUAACGUGGCUCGGCUCAAUCCCAAACCAUUUCGCCUGCCAGGUCUUUGACCAUUUUCCGUAAGAAAUUGUACAACCAAUUCGAUGUUUUCCACUGUCCUAGCCUUUCUCCGUUGACCUCUACUCGAGCACAAACUUGCGAUAUGUUUUCAUAACUGUUCGUUUAGUCUGGGCAGGAAGGUUGCCCCAGCGUUCUGCCCAUCGCCUUAGAACUUCACAAACAUUAUUUACCCUAGCAUAUUCUGGACAAAUCCAAACUCUUUGGUUCUUCGUUAAAUGAGGCAUCUUUAUACUGGCAAAAGAGCAAAGAGACAGGCCACGUUUCUUUCUUGCACAUUAGAAUUUAAUUUCCCAGGGACAUGAAUGUUAAACGAUAAAAACAGUCUUACACGUUAAUGCUUUCCCAAAAUUCGUAUAAUAAAAAUAUCUGUUCUAUAAACAUUUUUUAACUUCAAUUUUACUAAUUAUGAAACGAAUACUAGUCUUAUACUUACGAUAAAUUGGUAGCGUUUGUCAAAAUUAGUUUAAUAGGCCGUUUGUUUGCCAAUUUACUGAUUUUGAAACCCAAAUAUCUCCGCUAAAACUGUGUUAAAAUACACAUGGCAUAUACCAAAAUUUAAGUCAGCUUACGUGUAAUAGCUCUUUUAAUUUUUAAGUUAUACUGAAUCAAAGAGGAGCACUUUUUUCUGGGCCACCCGGUUAUUGAGUGGCUUUUUGUAAUUUUUGUGGCAAAACAAAUAGGUAAAAAUGGAUAAGUACUUACAGUAUAAUUAUAAUCUGAUUUCUUAGUCGUAGAGAAGGCAAGAAAUCCCAUGAUGAAGGUCGAUCAGAAAGGUAAAAUUGCAGACAAUUUUCUUUAACACUACAAAUAAUAAUGUUGUUCCCAAGAAAUAUGUAAUUUUCUCCAUGAGCUUCUGCAUGGGUAUAAUGGACCAUUUGCAUUAUAGACUAAAUUUUGAUCUAAACAGAGUCUAGACCAACAUUUUAUGGUAGUACUAUUACAGGUAGGUGGGGCCUACAGUAUGACUAUGCUAAGAAAUAGUCAUAUAACUCUUUGACAAAGGCUUUUGCUUCAGAUGUUGUAAGUGAGGUGUGCCUAUAAGUGGGGUGUGCUAAUCAUCCUUACUUACAACUGAAUUGCGAAGGACGCAGCUCAACCUGAUCCAGUCGAAGGUUUUAUAAGGGCGUCUUUGGAAUAGUGGCGAAGCCAGCCCGACAAUUUAGUCAUGCUAUGCAAAUUUUAAAUAAUCAUCAUUAAUUUCUUUAGAAAUUGAUUGUUUUCACGGUGUAUGAACACGGAAAUAUUUGCAUAGUAGCAUGACCAAAUUGUCGGGCUGGCUUCGCCACUGCUUUGGAAGCCACCUUAUGACUCAUGUCUGAUCACAGAGUACAGCUACAGUGGAAGGGUCAGUUACGGGGCUAAUCCCAACCCACUGACGAUUGCGCCACUGAAGCGCCGUUGUUGGAACAAAUUUAUUCCAUGUAUUGCACUGUUGAAAGACAUCAUGGUACAAUGGACCAUUUGCAUUAUAUACUAAAUUUUGAUCUAGACAAGUCUAGACCAAAAUUUCAUCACAGCUUGAAAGAGCAUCAUAAAAUUAGUAAUAUUCCAAAGUUUCGUUGCGAAGUUUGCCUUUGAAGUUUUGCGAAGUUUUCCGUUUUUCAGUCAUUUUACAUUACGCGGGGGAAAUUGACAGCCCAAUACCCUUUGGGGCUGUCAAUUUCCCAUUUGUAAUACAAAAUGACUGAAAAACGGCAAACUUCGCAAGGUUAUAUUAUCCGCAUUUUACAACAUUUCGCAACGAAACUUUAGAAUAUUACUAAUUUUAUGAUGCUCUUUCAAGCUGUGAUGAAAUUUUGGUCUAGCCUUGUUUAGAUCAAAAUUUAGUAUAUAAUACAAAUGGUCCAUUGUACCAUGAUGUCUUUCAACAGUGCAAUACAUGGAAUAAAUUUGAUCCAACAACGGCGCUUCAGUGGCGCAAUCGUCAGUGGGUUGGGAUUAGCCCCGUAACUGACCCUUCCACUGUAGCUGUACUCUGUGAUCAGACAUGAGUCAUAAGGUGGCUUCCAAAGACGCCCUUAGAAAACUUUGGACUGGAUCAGGUUGAGCUGCGUCCUUCGCAAUUCAGUUGUAAGUAAGGAUAUUAGCACACCCCACUUAUAGGCACACCCCACUUACAACAUCUGAAGCAAAAGCCUUCGUCAAAGAGUUAUAUGACUAUUUCUCAACGUAGUCAUACUGUAGGCCCCACCUACCUGUAAUAGUAUUUAUGAUAAGAUGUUUUACUCGAAUCAUUGAAUAUAUCUCACAUAAAACGUAUUUUUACUGGUUUCCAAAAAGUUGUGUUUACUUGCAUGAAUGUUAUAAUGGUGAAUAUUAAUUUUUCACAAUUCAACAAUUCUGUAGACGAAGAAUGGAACGAGAACGGAUUUGUGCAAUGGGAGUUCCAGGGGCUUGGGGUCUAUCACCUAAAGCUCCAUUAGAUGAGUAUGUAUUUAUAUUUGAUACUUAUAUAAAGAUGGGCAAUUUUCAUUGUUAAGAUUGAGAAAUUAAUUUUUCAUUUAGAAUUCGAUUAUUCUGGCUACAUGUAUGUCCAGUAUAAGGGCUGUCCAAUGUUUUCACAGGAACUAGCCAGAGUACCCGGAGAAUGCCUGCAAUGUUCUGUAUAGGUUUAUUAAAAUACUCUUGUUUAUUAUAAGAUGACUGCAUAUUAAUUGAAUAAUAUAUUACGUGAAUGAUAUUACUGCAUAUUGAAUAAAAGUGAAACGACAUUCGUUGAGGUAAAAGCCACUUGCCACCAUGAAAUUCGCGAUGCCUAUCAUGACUGUUUUUUUCAGUUGAUUUAGAGUAAAGUUCUCAUUUAAUAUACUGUAUCUAUAGUUCUGAUGAUGAAGAGGAAGAAGUGCAAACUACAAAGAAAAAUAAUCUACACAACAUACAUAAUAAAAGUGAAAGCAGAGCCAAAGGUAUUGCCCUUAUUAUAUGAGAAGAGUAUUCACAAGUUUUAUAAUGUUUGCUUAUACAUGUUUUAAAAAUAAAACCGUCGUGGUAGCCUAUGACACAGAAUACUAUACAGAAGUCCAUCUCCAUUGUUUUUUGCGUAAGCGCUAUUCGUCAUGAUUCGUCACUCAGCAAGUACCGUAAACAGAAGCAGUCACCCCCCUGGAAAUAUUCAAAGUGGCGCACGUCCAGGGAGUGACUGCUUCUGUUUACGGUACUUGCUGAGUGACGAAUCAUGACGAAUAGCGCGUACGCAAAAAACAAUGGAGAUGGACUUCUGUAUAGUGUUCUGUGCCUAUGAUCUAAUCAGUGAGCUCGAUGUAUAUCUGGAGUGAGAAUCGGAGUCCGAAAAGUGAAGCCACGAAAAGCCACGAUGGAGCUAUUGCACGUCGGUUGCAGUCCCUCUAUAUUGUUUCGGACACGAAGCUGUAAGGAGCGUGCCGAAAUUUCGUUUUAUGACUUCGAUUUAAAGGCAAAUAUUUAGUAUAAUUUUAUGUACUCAUAAGUUGAUUAGCGAUAUUGGCCGUUAGAAAAAAUCUGGAAGUAGCUGGGAAAAAUGGUGUUAAAACUGUUUACGACCUCCUUAGAUAUUGGACGUCAAUUCCGCUUCACUUUUCCCAAUUCCCUUAGGCCGAAUUACUGAAGUUCUUGCUCCAGAUAUAUGUAGAGCUCAGCAGGCGUAAGCUAUGGCAACGCGUUGCUGAAUGAAGUUAUAAAUUGUAUAAUUUACAUAUAUUAUUUAUGUUAGCGUUUCUCUUGAUACAUACAUAAACUUUAUUGAUGAUUGAUGAAAUAUUUAGUCCUAACUCUUCCCACUUUUACGGAAAAAUUGCUGGUCCAAAAGCUCGUGUUCACAUAUGAAGUCUAUACCGGUCUUUUUACCAGAAGGCUAAGAAUACGUACUGUACGCAAUACCUUUCACCUUUGCGUUGCUCUGGAUAUGUUGACCGUUUCGAAAAAUGUCCCGAGUACUCGAGAAAUUACAAAAGAAUUAUGCAUAAUUAAGCGUAGUAGCGAGGUUGUGAAGAUGUUAUGCGAAACGUUGUUUUUGUUUCUCUCAAGGGAAAAUAGCGGAUAGAAGUGAGAGUGAUGAUGGUACAGACGAGAAGUCGAAGAAAUCUAGCAAGAAAAAGAAAAGAAAACAUAAAAAGAAAAGGUUGGAAAUUAAUUGUUUACCUUAAAUCAUGGUUGAUGUAACACGUAUGAGUUGCACGUCACCUAGUUUGCAAGCGACUACACGCAUGAGGCGUUCCGUAAAUCCUCCCCACAAAGUUAUAUAACCUGUUUGAUUUAAUUUAACGAAAAAACUAUUUAUUGACCUAAUGGAAUCAAAUAUGUUAACUUUAACUUAACGGGAGUAAGGGACACGCGGUGUAAUGUUCAAGUAUUACAUGUUACAUGUGCUUAUAUUGGGUAUUUCUAUAAAUAAACGAAUUGAUUUAGUUUAGUUUAAAAAAACACACUUCUAAAUGCAUGAUACGUUUUAUUUAUUUAUUUCAGCAAGAGGAGAAAAAAGAAAAGUUCAAGUGAGGAAAGCGAAGACGAAUCAGAAGGUGAAUUUCUUCAUUCUAUAAACAGAGUUGUGAAUUUAACUCAUCCUGCAUGCAUAUACUGUCAAAGUUCAUGUAUUCUUACAUCUCAUUGGAUGAGAACGUAUCACGUGAAAAUCAUGAAAUUCAAUACUUUUAGAUCAUACUUUUAUUCACCGGUGAUUAAUAAAGUCGUUCAGAGUAAAAAUGAUGCAGCUUUCUCGUUUCCUGUUCGUUCGUUUUUUUUGCUUUCUUUGAAACUUGGGAUAGAAUUAAAUACUUAUUGACUGGAUUAAAUACUUAUUGACUGGGACAUUGGAGAAACACAAAACAUAUACUGUUUUCCUCGGUCCCAAACAAUAAAUCUCGCAUUGCGGAGGCAUGCAAGUUACAUUCUAUGCAGUGGGCAAAAACAAGUUUCUCGCAGUGGGCAACGAUUAAAGAUGUGGUACAAUCCGUUCGCACGUGUCAUCUUUGUUUACAUUUUUGGAUCCAAAUAAUGAAGUUGACAACUAUAUACGUACAUUGGAAAUCAACCCAUACCGGACAGUACUUCCAGCUUCACACCUUGGUCUCGGAAAAUAGCAUGGAUUCGUGCCCUCGUUCAAUUACGCGCCCAAAAGAUCUGUAGUACGAUCAGCUUUGCAAGAACAUAGAACCUAUAUAUAGUUAAAGCCGGAGAUUCAAUGUAACCAUGCACAGAAUGGGCUGUACCGCAUCUUUGAAUAUAGGUGCAAGCUAUUAUAAUAUAUACUGUAAGUAUAUACUAGGCAUAAUUUCGUAACAGAUCUGACUUUUGGUGCAUAUGUUUGUAUUGCGAUUUGUGUUUCAUCCAUUGUGACACUUAUGAAUCAGUAUUGUUUGCUUACAUUAUUUUAAUUCAACAAAUUUUAUAACAGGUGACACUGAUAGUGCUAAUGAGUGGCUUGAAAAACGUAAAGGUAUUAUACUACCUUUUAAUAUUUAAUUUUUAGGUAAUAGAGACUAUUAGGUAUAGGUAAUGAGAACCAUAUUGAUGUGAUAUCAACUUUAAUUUAAUGCAACAACAAUCCGUAAGUUAGCUGUGGAAUCGUAAAAAUAUAGUGUGAAAUAUGAUCAUGUACAUGUGGCAUCGUGUUGGUCGCAAUUUGCUAAAGUUAUAUAUGCUAUAUAAACGUGGACCAAAAUAAUGUGAGAAAGCGUAGGGAAUGGAAAUUAUAAACUACAGUAUGAUAUAGUUGGCUGCACAGCUGAUACUCCAUCACAAUGAUAUUGUCAGUGAUAUAUCACAAAGUGAAAUUCAAAUUUUCUUAGCAGUAGUAGUUGUUUAACAAUUUGUGGUUUUCAUUUCCAGACGACAAAACUGGCGAUAUUGUUGUUGGUCCAGUGCCUGUUGUUUCUUUGCAUGGAAAUGCUGAUGAGAAAAUGGAGUAAGUAGUACAAUGUUUUUCUUAUUUGUUAACUUUCACGAGUAAUGUUGAGUUAUAUCGUGAAAUUGUCUUUAUUAGGUAGUUCAACACUCUGUUAUAAUGUCGUCUAAAAGCACUGUCACUACAUUAUCUGUCGUUAUACUUUUUUUCUAUUAUCUUCUGUAACUGUCAAAGGUUUUCAGAUGUGGUCAGAUGUUGUGUAGCUAAUAAUUUUGAGGUGUCCUUUCUAAUGCUUGACAUGAGUUCUCAGUGAUUUUUCUACUUUCUAAUUACUCCGUCCCACUCUCCUUGUCAACUUUCUAAUGACUAAUCGAUAAUCUUCGAAUGAAUAUCGCAUAUAGUUUAUCAGCUAGCCAUGCAGAAUCAACAAAUCGAACUUGUACCCCAGUAAGAUAUCCUUCCGGAAAGUACGUCAUUUUGGCUAUUGAGCCUCGUUUUCGUGUAUAUGACGUUAAUGAAAACCUAAUGUCUCAAUCACGAAAACGAGGCUCUAUAGCAGAGUGUCGUGGUUUCCGGAAGGGUGUGUUCCUGUGUAGUUCACAAGUCAUUUCAUGGUAAUAGUCAUUUCAUGAAAAAUAUAAGUACUCUUGCUUUUUAAAUCAUGUAUAUAUUACAUCAUUUCUAACCUGAAAAAAGGCCUGGACCUUAAAUAAACGAUAUCCGGCCAGUAUUAUCUCACUAUCUGACCGGAUGUGAUAUCAGGUGCAUCCCUAACAUUUACAGUAGGAUUGAAUAACAUUUAUGAUGAUCAAACCGAAUUUAGUUUUUGACCUCCAAUUCGUCAGGAACAAUCGCAAUUGGUCAACCGUUACUGAAUUUUUUUUAACAAGGAUCCUACUAAAAAUAUCUAUCUAGUGAUCAUAUAGAAGAAAAUAUGGUAUUUUAGCGAAUCAAAAACCAUUUACGUGUAUUGUCGUGCUGCAAAGAUGUCUUUUCCCAUCUUCUCAGACAUGUUAUUUUGGAAGCAUGCCCGAAAAUGUAAAAUAUUAUAAGUUGUAGAAACGAUUUUUCUCUUAUUUUCUGACACGACAUGUAAAACGUAUAGAAGAACAAAAAUAUAAAAUAAAAAAAUGGAUACAAGGUUAAACAUGCAACAUGAUGUGGUUUAGUGUUAGUUGCACAAGAGCCCUAGCCAGAGUUUUUGAAGGUAUAUUUCCUGAAGCACGCCUAAUCAAUGCAGACUGUUUUUCUCUUUGCCGUUACUCUUUCUUAAUCACUUUACAUUGCAGUUCGACUACAUAUAUUAGGUAGAAUUUGUUAUUAGAUAUGCGCAGUAAAAGUGCGAAAUGCCAAACUAAUGAAUCACCUUAAAAGACAUUUUGAGCAUAAAUUAAAAUUUCAUCUGGUCACGUGACUAUGCACAUACAGUAGUUGCCGUUUACUCCAAGAUUGUGGGAGACUGAAACUCAAGAUUUUUACUUAAAACAGCAUAUUGUAUCUGUUUUUCCUGUUAUUACCCCAUACGUGCUUUAAUUCUGGUAGGUAUAGUUACGUGACGUCAUCAUGGGGGUGUCUAUAGGGUUCACCAGCUUUAUACACUUUCAAUUCUACACUCUGACAUUGUCAUCGAGCAUUAUCUUUGUUUCCCAUAGUUUCGGCACGGCUUUACUGCCGGGUGAAGGUGCAGCGAUGGCAAACUAUGUAAAAGCUGGCAAACGUAUACCGCGGCGUGGUGAAAUUGGUCUAACCAGUAAUGAAAUAACAUCAUUUGAAGAUCAAGGUUAUGUCAUGAGUGGUAGCCGACAUCGACGUAUGGAAGCUGUUCGUAUACGUAAAGAAAAUCAAAUCUACAGUGCUGAUGAAAAGUAUGUAAUCUAAUCUUAUCAUUUCCUUUUUCAGUAAUUUAGAAGACAGAGUAAAUGUACUGGGUGGGACUACAAAGAAAGUACCCCGUUUGAAACAGUACGUGUUGCACAAAACCAAGAAAAGUUAGGGCUGGAUCAACUUACUUCCUAUAUUCAGUGUAUAUUGCCUAAAUAAACAUUACAAGGAACUUUGACAAUAAUUCUAAUUUCACAAACUGUUUCACAAAACAAAGGGGGAGGAGCUGGUGCCAUUAAUUUUCUAAACACCUCAUUUAUGAGUGUAAGCACGCACACAUGGUUGUUAGCCCUAGUUCAACCCCCAAUAUACAUAACUAUGUUUUGGUAAUAAGUGAACAUGCAUGUUGGAUAUAAAAUAAUAGUUGGUCAUCUGCAUGAAUAAUACUGAUGAAAAUUGUCAGUUCAUGUAAAUUACGUGGUAUAGUCAACCUGGAAAUCCAUGUAACUCCACUUUCGGUUUGUAUUGCAUACAUGAAUACAGCAUUAAGUUGUGUACUGACCAUUGGCAUUACCUGUACAUUACAGGCGAGCGUUAGCCAUGUUUAACUACGAAGAAAGAUCGAAAAGAGAAACGAAGAUUUUGUCAGAUUUCCGAGAACUUGUUCACAAGAAGAUCAACAAACAAAAGACGUGAUAUUUGACGAAGCUGAGGAUAUGGUUUGUAGCACGUAGAGUUAUGUUGAAUACCUGUACCGUAUCAACUGGCACCAAAAGCUUGUGUAUAUUAUACGCGCAAACCUCACAACAUAUAUUUCAGUCAUAUGCAAAUCCGUGUCAAGCUCGAAGGGUGCAUGUGUUCGCAUUCUGCUUGGUCGUAGUUCUUGGUAGAAGAAAUUAUCAUGAUUUUAUAUUAACUUAUAUAUAGCAACUCUGCAUACACAGAUGAUGGGGGAUUUUGUCAUUUUUAAUAAACUUGUAAAACCUAUAUUAUAUACAUGUAAAAGUUUGAUAUUUACUUUUCAUGCAUAUUGUUUUUUUUUCUGUAAACAACAUAAACAACUUUUUAUUUCGUAAAGUUUUCAAUCGGUAAGCCCGGACCUUUACUGUGUGUAAUAAUGUAAGUGCAAAUAAUGUUAGUUGCAAAUAACUUUAGUGCAAAUAAUGUUAGUUGCAAAUAACUUUAGUGCAAAUGUUGGUUGCAAAUAACUUUAGUGCAAAUAAUGUUAGUUGCAAGCAAUAUUAUACGCACUGAGGAGGAUGCGUUCUUGCGCAUCGACCUGGGGCCGGUUGUUCAAAGCUGGGUUAGCUUAACCCCAGGUUAACUUAAAAUGCAAAGCAAACUUCCCAAGAGCUUGUUUAUAAAUUUGGAAAUAAUUCUUCCGAGAUCUUGCCUGAAGUUUUCUUUUCCAAAACUUUGAAAUAAACAGACGUGCAGAAAUACUUAAACUAAAACAGCAGAUUAAAUUUUAACCCAGGGAUAGCGUUAACCCAGCUUUGAACAAUCGGCCCUUGGUGGUUCCACAACAACAAAUACAAGUCUGACACAAUUUUUUAUAACUUUUAGCAAGAUUGCAUGAGCAUAAUGCCAUUAUAGGCAUGUAGUUGUACAGUAUACUAAGGUUGUUUCAACGUCUGAUAGCUGCUGUCUGCAUAUGUCAGUUUUGUACUUUCUUGUAAUUCUAAUGUGGUCAUAGCAAACGUGGUAACACAACUGGGAACACAUUGAGAACUUGUGUGAUUUUACAUUAUUUUGUAGAAUGUAGUAUAUUUCAAUAAUUUAUAAAUAUUUGCAAAAAGAUAAUCGGUAUUACCUUAAAUGUGAAAUUUUAGAAUGAGCACAGUCCUGUAUUUUGGCUGCUAACUGCUAUUGCAUGCCACUCACUAAUAAAUAAAUGAAUAUAAGUAUUUCCGUACUGACUAGUUUACAUUUAUUAUUUCAUUUUAUAUAUUUUAGAGCCUGUUAUUCAAAUCCUUAAAACACAAAACAAAACAUUUGUGAAUACGCAUAUAAAACCCACUUUUCCCAAACGAAAUUUUCUUACAUUUUCUUACUUUUUUUACUUGAUUUGAUGUAUUAAAAUGCCUUACGAGUUGCGGUUAAUUCGGUGAAACAUCAUCCAUGUUGUGUGGAUAUUAGUCUGAAUAUGUUUUAAAAAGACUAAGUUUAAGUUUUUUUUAUGUUGUAGAUGGAUUAAUCAUGGUAUAAUUUACUAUAUCGUUAUAGACUUGUUUCAAUACAUCAAAUUAAUUCCUCUCUGUCCUCUGACGUGCAUCAUGGACACGUUCUUUGGUAAUUACAAGUAAAUAGCUAACUAGGACUUUUGAUAUUUUCUAAAUUAGCCUCGAACCAUUGUGUAAAUGUAGAAUUGUGCUGUGACACAUCCCUUGCAGGAGAUUGUAACAUGUUAACUGGUAAUUCUUUGUGAUUCGUGUUCUGAAUAUGUUGAUUGAACCAUUCACUGAACUGAGGUAAUUCUUCCUCAGAAUCUGAAGGUUUGCAAGAGGAAGGGUAUCGACAUGACAUUGACAACAAAUUUUCUUUAUUUAUUGCGUUCUUGUCUUCAUUAUAACAUUGAAUAUUAAAUGCACCAACUUCAUGUUCAAACCAUUCAGUAAAAUCGAUUUCGUUUUCUGCUGAAUUACUUCCUGCUCCAAUGUCUUGAUCCGUAUUGUUUUUUGACUUUCUAAGUCUCUUUGGUGAGGGAAACAGCUUCUCAGUGUGUUUUUGUCCCAUAUUUUUGGUACCAACAUAAUUCCUUUGAAAAUUGUUUUCAAUCUGUACAUCCUUACUAUAUAAUGUAGGUAAGUCUCUGGAUAUAUUCUGUUUCUCUCCCUGACUGACCUUUUCUACGUUGUCUUCAUUUUGACAUGCGUCAUUUUCAUCACUGUCACUUCCCCAAAGAUCUUCUAAAAUAUCCAAGAACAAAGUAGUAAUAAAGUUUUCG